AGUCAAUAAAUUCCUAUGUCCCGCUCUCUCUCCUCAUCGUCUCGUGAGGAUUUGAUCUCCAGCAGCAUCAUGCCUGAACCAGCGAAGUCCGCGCCGAAGAAAGGCUCCAAGAAGGCCGUCACUAAGACCGCCGCGAAAGGAGGAAAGAAGCGCAGAAAGUCCAGGAAGGAGAGCUACGCCAUCUACGUGUACAAAGUGCUGAAGCAGGUUCAUCCUGACACCGGGAUCUCUUCGAAGGCGAUGGGUAUCAUGAACUCUUUCGUCAACGACAUCUUCGAGCGCAUCGCCGGUGAGUCGUCUCGUCUCGCUCACUACAACAAGCGCUCCACCAUCACUUCCCGAGAGAUCCAGACCGCCGUGCGUCUGCUGCUGCCCGGGGAGCUGGCCAAACACGCCGUGUCCGAGGGCACCAAGGCCGUCACCAAGUACACCAGCUCCAAGUAGAGCUCCGCUACAGCUCCACACACAAAGGCUCUUUUAAGAGCCACACAACUUCUCACUGAAAGAGCUUCUAAUGUUUGUAGGACGCACUGUAAUAUCUCUCAAUUAAACUAGCUUAAGUUAGAUGUGUUGAAGUGGCUUAUUUCUCACAGGUGGCCAGGGAAGGGCCAACAACAAGUCUGGGGUGGCACAGAAUCUUCAUUAUUUUGCUUAAAAAAAAAUGUGUUCGACUAUAAUGUAGGCAUAAUGGGCUAUUUUAGUGCCUUAAAC
Carassius auratus (goldfish) is the source of this 711-nucleotide messenger RNA. Its product is annotated as histone H2B-like. The transcript has a single exon. The record is from RefSeq and is a predicted model, not a curated record. NCBI's taxonomy places the organism in Eukaryota, Metazoa, Chordata, Actinopteri, Cypriniformes, Cyprinidae. Gene Ontology annotation, cellular component: nucleosome. Gene Ontology annotation, molecular function: DNA binding; structural constituent of chromatin; protein heterodimerization activity. The coding region runs from base 16 to 444 and encodes 142 amino acids.